AUGCCUAAAAUGUUAAUGCUUAAUUUUCUUAAAAUUGAACCAGAACAGAAUUGGUACGACUACUUUGUUCAUCGGAUCAAGUUAAAAAAAUUGUUAGCUGGCCCAGAUAUAGGUAUGUAAAAUAUUAGAUACUAAAUGAAUAGUGUUUUAGAUAGGAAAACCGUUGUUACAUUAUGUGAUCAGUUUAUUGAACAGGCUUUUGCUACCUUCAGCGAGAUCAAGCAAGCUAAAAAGAGACGAUAUGAGAUGGGUCGGUGAAUAUAACUUUUUAUUUUUAUGUAAAGUUAAUUUAUAAAUUGAAAUUGAUCAACAGGCACUUAGUGUUUCGAUACUUAUGUUAUUUUAGAAGACAUACAACAUUGUGAACGGAAGCGGCAAGAGUUAUGGAAGUGUUCUUGGGCGUGUUUGGCAGCUUUGGGAUGGGAUUUGAAUUAUUUGUUGGAGCAGUAGGUUGCUUAACAUUAUCUUUUGUUUUUAGGUUUAACUUGGAUGCGUUUUACAAUUUCAUAGUACAAUAUGAAUUCUUUUAACAGAUUUAUCUAUUUUCAGCUCUAAUGUUGUAAAGGUUUAUAAUAUGAUAAGCAACUUGUUUGAGUAUGUUUUUGACGCUGACAUAGAGACGGAUUACAUCAGCAUGUUACCGAGUAUGCAGUUGAACCCGAAAAACAUUUUUUUGGCUUUUAUUUGCGCUAGACUUAUUAUUCUAGUGGAUUCACGAUCUCGGAUUCUGAAGCCUCCAGUGAAACAGACGGUUAGUAAUCCGUAAGUUAUUUUUGCUUUAAAAUAGUUUUUUUAGUCAGUUUUUUUUAUAAUUGACAAGUUACGUAUUUUUAGUAAUAAUCAACCGGAUCCAGCACUAAUUGAAGCCGGCAAGAUCAUCAGCUUCACGAGAAACGUUCGAAAGUCGGUUGAUAUGGCUGUCAAGUUCUUGGAACAUAUAACAAAUGUGAGGAUGGACGUUGUCAACAUCCCUACAGCUGAGUCAUUUGAUGUUGAGAAGGUAUUUUUAGUUUUCUGUUAUAUUUCAUAUAAUUUAGGUAUUUAACGAAAACCGGGUCGAUUUCACUUAUGCUGUCAAACAUCUGAAGUUUGAUAUUCUGAAGGUGAGAGUCGAAUGUGAUCUACUACUGGCACACUUCAAAGCUGUACAUAUGAGGUCGUCGCGAGAAUACAGGGAUCAGGUAGGCAUUUAUAUCUUUAUUUUGAAGUAUCUUAUCUGGUUGUAUGUGUAAUGUAAUUUUCUAGUUGAUAAACAACAAAAAUGUAAUGACUCUUAACAUGCUGCAAGAGUUUGGCAUUGAUGAAGCAUUUCGAUUUGAAUAUAGAGAUCUGGAGAACAUCUGCAGAGUACUAGAUAAAGGAGGAAAACACGUUUUGGUAAGGUGGUUAAUGUGAAAAAGGUAAUUCUGUUUUAGGGGUUCAAGUCUUACGAAGUUUCUAAAAUAACAAAGAAAACAGUUCAAUACGGAAAGUCGAUCGAGAACUGGAAGAAUCACGACGUUGAGAAGCUUUGUCUGGGACAGGUGAUGUCGCUACCGUCAACCUCACAUGCCACCAGGUUUGCAACUUGUGGACCUCCAUUGUGGGAUAUGUUACAUGCUUAUACCUACGUCGAGCUGGCUGCCAAGGCUGAAAAGUUUCUCAAGAUCUAUGGUCGAGAGUUUCAUUCUCCUAAAAAUGUCAGUUUUUAAUGUUUUUAUUUGUUUAACAUAAAUUUUAUUUUCAAAUUAUUAUUUUAGAUAUUAAUGUCACCAAUAAUGUCAGAACUGUUAGAAAAGGCACGUUUCAAUUACCCGGUAUCAAUCUACUUCUUUAUGCAAUUGGAAAACGUUGCCAGGAAUGCUGUAAGUUAAGGUUUUGAAGUAGUAUUUGAGGAAAUGACAUGUCUAAAUUAUGUUAACAACUUUUAGGAUCUCGUUACUUGGGUGGAGAACAUGAAUACAUAUACAACGAUUGUUAACGGGCAGGGUCACCCACUCAGGGACUUUCUUUACAACUUGUGUUUCGAAGUGUUACGUCUCAGGGUAAGUUAAUGUAGUUACGUUUGAUCUAACCCAUCAUUGGUACUGUUAUGACAAUAUGUCUUUGGUGACUUACUUUUAGAUGAACUACUGGGACAACUUGUAUGGUCGAGAGUGGAACGGAUUUUACCUAAAACUAAUUGUAAAUGGCCUGAACUCGAUGGUAGCCAAUUCUGUCAGCCAAUCAGAAUUGCCAACUCUGGAGUGGGGCUUGGAGAAGGUCAGUGCAGUGUAUUACCCAUACCUGCUAAACAUGAACUUGUCUAACGUGAUCAUGGUCAUUCCUCGCCUCGUACGAUCUCCUCCAUUUCAAUUCAAUUUCGUCAGGAUUGUGUCUACAGUAGUUUCCAAUGAAAGCAUGGCUGGACUAGCCUGGAAGUUCGUGUACACGAUCCUACUCAAGAACAAUGUGGAGCUUCCUCCUGAGGAUAAGAACAAGUUCUGGGACGUUUGUUGUAAGCUGAGGCACGAGAAGGUGAUCAAGCAUCUACUCACGUAUCUUUUGGCCUUCUACAACAAGGUCGUGGUCAGGACAGAGAGGUUACCGUUCACUACACGGCUACGGAACUCGUGGGCCUUCAUGGACAAAACAAUUAGGGACAACAAGCGGAGGAACGUGCCUGAGGAGUUCGUGUAAGUUGCUUAUUAUGAUUAUAAUGUCAAGUCUUAUAUGUUUUGUCUGGUUUCAAUGUAAAAUCAAUAUGACAUAGCUAUAUGUAUAACAUUAACUUCUUGCAGUGUUAACGAACUUUUGGACUGCCAAUUUCUGUUGAAUGUGAUACGGCGUUUGCUGGAGAAUGCUGUAUAUUCCGCACCCAAAGACCCUUACCUCCGACGACAGUUGGGGGAUGUACAUUAUGGUAAGUAGUAAAGUGUAUACAGUAAUUUCCUCAUUUUUUAUGAUAAUUACACAUUUUUAGCUGUGCAUGAGUUUGACAAAGCAAUGUUACAGUACGCCGAGGUGUUCCUUCUAUUCCAACAAAAACUGACUACCAGACAGAGGAAGGAUACCAUAAACGACGGCGUAAGCUUGUAUUUUCAAUUAACGAUACAGUAGUUGAAAGUUAAAAGUUGUUUGUGAAAAGAUCAGUUUAAGGUAUAAGUUAGUAUACGGCUUUACAGAUGAUUACAAAGAUCACUCACUGCCUCUACAACAAGAAAAUGUACGUAUUGGCGUGUAUGUCGGGACAAUUACGGCGAGACAUGACGCGACAUUACAUAUAUCUGCCACAAAUAACACAGGAGAUCAACAAAACAUACGACGCGGGAGCUUACUACUUUAACUGUAUCUACGACACUAAAUUAUUCGAGAUUUUAACAGGUACCUUUGUCAAAAUAAUUGGUUUAUUGUGGUUUUGUUACAGUAUUGAGGUACUACUAACAUAAUUUUAAAAGUGUGGUAUAAUGAUUUACUUAUUCUAGAGACUUUUGAAAAAACUGGACAUCUUUACUAUCUUUCUCAACUGGUAAGUCUCAUUUUACUUUUAUGAUAUGUUAUUGUCUACUGUUUAUAAAUCGUUGGGGUAUGCUCUAAUAUAUUGUAUAUUUUCAGUUGAAAACGGGACCCACAAAGUCGGCCAACAAGUCUAACAUGAGACAAGUCAAGAUCCACGAAGUCAGGAAACGGAGAGAGAGAUUCAUCGACGUUUUGAUAAAGACUAUCAGGAACACUUGUUGA
Molecule: messenger RNA, 3699 nt
Organism: Bursaphelenchus okinawaensis
Lineage: Eukaryota; Metazoa; Nematoda; Chromadorea; Rhabditida; Aphelenchoididae
Source: the annotation of a GenBank genome assembly